This is a messenger RNA of Lineus longissimus, 1846 nucleotides long. RefSeq names its product DALR anticodon-binding domain-containing protein 3-like. Lineage: Eukaryota; Metazoa; Nemertea; Pilidiophora; Heteronemertea; Lineidae. The transcript is spliced from 8 exons. Gene Ontology annotation, biological process: arginyl-tRNA aminoacylation; tRNA C3-cytosine methylation. The record is from RefSeq and is a predicted model, not a curated record. Bases 1 to 1698 code for a protein of 565 amino acids. Gene Ontology annotation, molecular function: arginine-tRNA ligase activity; ATP binding; tRNA binding.
AUGGAGGACUGUGAUGAAAAAAUAUUUAUUUUGGGGGAUAUAUCGAGCAAAAUUGAGCGAUUUGUCACGAAAUUUAUUGAAAUUUCUGGCGAUCAACUAGAAUGGCGACUGCUAAAGAGAACACAGCAGUUCUCUGUUGGUGAUUUUUCCUUGUUGAUAUGCAAAUAUAACCGCGAGAAGCACGAACAGGUCAUUCAAACUCUUGCGAUAAACCUCCUUGAAGAGUCGAGAAGGUGGAGAGUUGCAAUCAAAGAUUGCAAUGCUGCCGUGACUGAGGGGAAGGUCAACAUCAGAUUGGACCAUACAGCCAUGAUUAGAGAAGGGGCUAAGGAAGUGUUAUCUUCCGAUGUGGGAUAUGGAAAAUGUGCCUUGGAGGAGUUUCGAUAUGUUAUGCUGAACUGCCAUGAGGUGUUUGACCAUGAAGCAGAUGCUGUCUCAUUAGACCUAAUCAGAUCUCUCCUGUUAGCACAGCAUACCAAGAGACUCUUGGAGGCAAAUGGGUUCAACACAAUAGUCAACUGUAGAUCCGAUACGAAGCAGCAAACAACAGCUACACUGGGACACUAUCAACUCGAUUCACUUCUGAAGGAUACUACCUUGAGGGAAAUCACAACUGAUGCUCUUUUUGAACAACUCAAAUCCUCAAGACACAGACUUUCAGAGAAAGAUUCCAGAUUAGCUGGGAGACAGAAUAGAAAUAAGGAUACCGUGAUGCAGACGUUAUAUUUUGACCUUCAUGCAUUCCUGGAGGAGGACCGCAGCAAUACAGGUCUUCUUGGUUAUUGUCCUAGUCUUCAUAUUGCAGAAGCAAGCUGUGAUUGUUCAAGAAUGAGAGAACUGUCCAUGUUAGAUUGUCAUAGAAGUGACCUUGCCGGUCAAGGCUCCAUAGAGGAGUGCAUCCAUAUCGUGUGUGCAGAUAAUGAGUUCAGUCAGCAACAGCUCGACCUACUGUGGAGAUUAGCGCCAGAUUAUCCAAACUCAUUGAAACAGACCCAUUUAGUCCAUGGCGUGGUAACGGCACGUGGCGGCCAAGGCCUGUUUCUUCCAACUGCUGAGGAAUUCUUCAGAACGAAGCGUGUGUUCACCCAGGAGGCAACUGUCCACAAAUAUGGUGAUGCUGCAAUGGGGGAAUCGUGGUCCGAGUUGAUUGACGCUCUGACAGUUGCCAGCAUCAAGUUUGAGAUGUUGUCGAAGACAUGCAGAGGUGAUGUGAAGCUGAAUGUGAAAGCCGGAGAAUCUGUGAUAGUUUCAAGUGAAAAGAUGGGAUCUUUUGUCCUCUACAACUUUGCCAGAUUGUGCACUCUGUUUGAGCACUUCCAAGAAAAAGUGGACCAUGGUGUGUACAGCCCCCUCCCCAGCGUAGAACACAUUGACUUCUCUUUCUUAAGAGAAGAAGAGGAGUGGAUGCUGUUUUAUAAUUACGUGCUGGCGUACCCAAGUCUUGUCAGGAGUACUGUCUCGGAUCAUUUGGCGUCGAAUGGUCAUGCUGCCAAAAUACACACUCACAAGGUGUGCUCAUUCCUGUCCUAUUUGAGUAAAGAUUUCAGUUCCUACUACAAUAGGGUCCAUGUUCUUGGGGAAUCAAGACGUCACCUCCUACCACAGAUGUUCGCAAGACUUUAUCUACUGAAGACGAUUCAGCUGGUUAUGUCCAACGCUCUUGCUUUGCUAGACAUUGAACCAUUGAGACAGAUGUAAAGAUGAAAUUCUGGAGGAAAUCUGGUUCUGUAGUGAGGAAUAACAGAAAAAAAUACAAUUUUUUACAGAAAUAUGAACACUCUUAUCUAACAAAUUACCAUGUAUUGAUUGCUGUACUGUAUGGUGAUAUCUUCUGUCAAAAUGUGAA